Blepharisma stoltei is the source of this 9058-nucleotide messenger RNA. NCBI's taxonomy places the organism in Eukaryota, Ciliophora, Heterotrichea, Heterotrichida, Blepharismidae. The record is from the annotation of a GenBank genome assembly.
AUGGCUAGCGCUGAAGAGUAUAAGAUCCGGGCACUUAUUGAAACUAUUUAACUCCCCCCCCCCCCUCCGUGAGCGAACAAAAACCAUUAGAAAAAUCGCCAUUUUUUGACCAAAAACCCACCCUCCGUGAGUGAACAAGAAUUUUUUUAAUAGAAAAAAUUUUAAUGGAAAAAAAUUUGGAUAUAUAAGUGAUAAUUAGUAUAAUGAAAUCUAGAGCUAAUUCUGUUUAAUUUUAAACAAAUUGCGUUUUAAAACAUAAAUUUUGCAAAUUAAAUUAAUAUUUGCUUCCCAAUUUUUGCAAAUUAGGAUUUUUUUAAAUUUCGAAAAAAAUAUUUUUUAUAAAAUUUAUAUAUAAAUUUUUUUUUAAAAAAAAAAUUUAACCCCCUCCGUGAGCGAACAAAAUUUUUUUGUUCGCUCACGGAGGGGGGGGGGGAGUAAGUACUUUUGAAAUAACAGGGAAAGCGACCAAACAUAUCCAGAUCAAGCAAGAGCCACUUUUGAUGAAGCAGAUUUACUUUUAAGGUCAAAUACAAGAAUAAUCCCUCAAAAAUUUUCUUUACAGCUCAUUGUUUUGUUCAGCGAAGUUGGAAUGCUGAUAGAAAACCGCAAUGAGGUGGUCGAAAGGUAUUUAAAUAUCUAUUUUCAAUAUUCAGGAAUGCAGGACCAAUUUUAUGUCCGAGCGUUACUUGCAUUUGCAGAAAUUCAAAGCUUCAAAAUCCAAACUCAGUCUCUAAAAGGACAGGACGCAAUUGAUCAAGCGAAGCUUGCGUUUUCUUUUGUCUUAAAAGCUAUUGAAAUAGUGAUAAGGCCAGAAAACAAGCCAAAAUACCAAUUUUUAGUUUACAAUAUUUCUGUGUCAGCUUGAAAAAUCCUCAGACCUAUGCUGCUGGCUGGGAUUUCAAAGAGCUUUAUUGACGCUUUUGAAAAAAUCAGUUCACUAUUAGAAGAAAUAGACGAUCAAGAUACAGCCUGGAGGAUCAGAUUUAUGCAGGCCUUAGCUAACUGCUAUUUAGAUGCAGAAAGAAAGCCAGACGCUUCAAAAAUGCUUGACAAAAUCUGGGAUAUCACCAAAAGAAAAGGCCCAGUCAGUUUCCAAGAAGUCUUGUGGAGGAUGAAGGUCCACGUGAACAAAGAAAACUCCGGAACUGUAGGCUCGCUUAAAAAAGAAGCAGAAUCCAACAAAAGUGACUUAAAAUUCUUUGUAGGGCUCCAACAAAUCAGGUCAGGAGGACUUCCAGAUAACCAAGUAGAAAAAGAACUGACAGCAGUGCUACAAAAUAAGCCUGGGAGUGAAGCAUUGGCUGAGUUAUCCAGAGCUGCCCUACAAUAUAACUUGAUUAAUAUGGCUAAACAGUGCUUAGACCAAUUACAAAAUGUAAGGCAGCCUAGCUUAAGAGCGAGGAUUUGAAUUGAGUAUUCUCAAGCUGAGCUGCUGGUUAAGGAUAAUUCUGAACAGAUUGAUAAAGCAACAGGCACCAAAAUUUCGUUAGCCAAGCUAAAACAGCAGGAAUUAGAUAAAAGGAUAGAAGCACUGAAAAUUGUAGACAGAGCCAUGAUCGCUAAUAAGAGGCUAAAUGACCCUGGAGUUACGACAGAAGGAUGUGUAUUAAUAUGGAAUAUAGGAAAACCUUUGCUAAUUGGUAGCGGAAGAGCUCAUGUUUAUAAACCAUUUCAGACAGCUGUAGGGUAUUUAGAAGCGAUGCAGUCUCCUCUGCAUGAGCUAAGAAUUAAUCUGCAUAUGGAACUUGCUAAAUAUGAGCUUCAAGAAGAUUUCAUUGCUAAAGCAGAAGGCCAAAUCAUUAAGGCUUACUCUUUAGAUGCCACAAAUUUCAAACUUAAUGCCCCUACUACUGAGUUUGAAGACCAGAAGUCUAUGCAAAGGCCUUAUGAACGAGCUUUAUACCCUCUCAAGAAAAAAUUAGAACUUAAAAGGGAUAUAUAUAAAGACCCUGAACGACUUUUUGAACAAGCCUGACUUGACCUUGAAAAUGCCAAAAACCUUGACAGUAAAGGAGCUAAAGAAAACUUAUUAAGAAGAGCUGUUCAAAAUUUGCUGACAGAUGAACAGGUAGAAAUUGUAAUGGAGCCUAACCUUGUAGAAGAAGAAAAAAACGAAAAGUUGAGACUGAAAAGAUAUAGCUCAUGAUCCUUUAUAGAUCGCUAUCAUCGAAAAAAUAGUCGUUUAAUGGACUUCAUAUCUCGCAUAUUUUAGACCAGACCCUUUACUCUUUAGAGAAAUAUUCAGAUAUAAAUAAAAAAUUUGCCUGUUUUAAACUAGUUCGAUUUAGUUUUAUAUAAUUUUUUUUUUAAAUAAUUUGAAAAUAUUUUUAAUAAUGACAUGGAGGUUCUGCAAAUAAAGCCGAGAAAAUUUUUACGGUUAUAAUGGUUCUUCUCUUUUCCCUUUUAAAAAGUGGGAUUUCUCUGCAAAAUGGCAUAGCCCAUUUUUUAGGAAUUAAAAAGUGACGUACCAAAAAAAUUUUAGCAAGUAAACAACCAAACUUGAAAAUUAAUUAAUUAAGAUAUUCUUGGACAUUUAUUACUUGUAAUGCUUAAGAUUUCAGCUUUUUUAGCAUAUGCACUAUUAUUCGAUUUCACAAUAGCAUUGAUUGACUGAGACAUUUUUACUUAUAAAUAGAUUAUGAGUAUUAAUGAAACAAAAUAUAUUGUCUUAAAAAAAAAACUUUUGUAAUGAUUAUGCAAGCUGAAUUUAACAUCAUUACUUGAUUGGGCCCUAAAUUCUAUAUAAAAUAGGGAAAAGUAGGUAAGAUAAUCAUCAGUGUCAGUCUAUAAGGGUAUCUAAAAAUUAAUUUUAUAAUAAAGAUAUUUUUAAGUUUGGCUUUUUACUUGUCAAAAUGAUUUACACUUGUUAAGCAUUUUUGACUAGCCACUUUUAGUUCACCAAAUUUGAGCCAAUACCAUUUUGCUUAAAAUCUUCCGCUUUUCGCAUAAGGUGAGAAAAAGAUGCUUUAAUUACAAGAUAUACAUUGGCUUUAUUAUGCCGAGUUUCAUGCUAAUUGUCAGAAAUAUUCUCAUAAUUAUUUAAAAAAACUUAAAUAAAACAGUUUAAAAACGAGUGAUUUUGUAUUUAUAGCCUGAAUAUUUUUCAAAAUAGUGAGGGGUCUGGUUUAAGAUGUGCAAUAUAUGAAGUCCAUUAUAAUGGCUAUAUUUCUAUGAUGACGAUCUAUAAAGGUUCAUGAGCUAUAUCAGGACUAUAAGGACUUGAAAUUAAGAUACCUUAUCUCUGGAGAAGUCGCACAGUUGGCGUUGAAAGAAAAAUUUUAUGAAAUUGCGUGGCAGGCAAGUGAUUUUGUAGUUUCGAGAGAGUGGGAUGUUAAUAAAGAGGCAGACCUUAUAGCAACUCAGGCCAGCUGCCAUUUCGUGCUAGCACAAUGCAAGUCGUGAAGAAUUCAAGAGUUAGGGUUCGAGCCAGGAUUUGCCCAGUCAAUACCUGUAGGCUCUUUACCAUCAGAAUCUUUAGCAACAAACAAUCAACCAGAAGAAGCAGUUGAGCUAAAGCGGCAAAUAGUGAUGCAUACUAGGAAUGGAGUAAGGCUAGGCAUUGCAAUUUCUCAGUCCUGAAUCUGCUUUAACGGCGCAGUCUAUUUCUACAACAUUUAUAUCCCUGUUUUCAGGUUUUCUUCAUUUGAAAAGCAUAUUUUUAAUGAAGCUUUAGACUGUCUUCGCUAUCUUUUCGAAACCCUUGCUUCUCAAUUAGAAAAGCAGGCCCUUGUAAAUGUCCCUGGGGUGUUAGUCCCUUUCAAUAAAACAGUCGAUUUUAAUUACCAAAGCAAGGAAAUAAGAAAUUUUUUUAAUAAAAAAAAAAUCAAAAUAUCAUUUUUAAUUAAAAAAUAAAUAAUCACCAAUGCAAGCUUCGUAUUAUAUCAGAGGUCGCUAUAUCUCUUAUAAAGCUGUUAAUCCACAAUAACCUUCAUGAUGAAUCUAUUAAAGAUUGUGAUACUUUAUUGACUAAACCUAUAGGCCCACACUAUAGAAAAGAGCUGGAAAAGCUAAAAGGGACAUCAUUAGCUUCUAAAGGGAUUUCUCAACCAAAAGCUCCUGCAAAAGGCCAAGUAGCAGCUGAAUCUCCUACUGCAGAAGUUUUGUCACUUAUGGAGAGCGCGAGAGCUAUGAAAAGAGAGCCAGGGAAAAAAAGCCUUUGUAUAGAAGCAUUAAAAAAAGCGAAUACUGUUUUAACAGGAUGGGUGCCGUCAGAAAAUGAUGAAAACGAGCUUGUAGUCCAUUGCGAAAUCUGGGCAAGGCUAGGCAGACAGAGCUUUGAAUUGAAUGACAUUAAUAAGCUUGCCUUGCUAUGUGCACAAAGGUCGCUUAAUUUUAAAGAAAAAGGAACCCCUUGCAAGAAACGACUUUGCUGGUACUCGGUAUCUGAAUUUCUAUAUGGAGAAAUCCUCAUAAAAUUGAUAGACGAAAAAAAGCAAGAAAAAGAGUCACAAAUGGCUUUAAUUACUUCAGCACUUACCCAUUUUGUAGAGUCUGCAAGGAUUGGGCUCCAAACUGGCAUAAAUAAGCUGGUUUUAGAUGCAGGAAGAGCUUGCUUCAAUACUUCUCUACUUAUCCCUGGAAAUGAGAAAAAGUUGAUCUGUAAAUACACAGGUGAUUAUGGAAAUGAAGCACUUAUACAGCCUCUAUCCAAAAUGGCUGAAUUUUUAGUAGACCUAAAUGACAGCUCUGACCCUGAUUUUUUGCUGCUGUUUUAUCAAAGUUUAAUAGAAGCUUUAACAAAGGCUGAACAAUGAAAUCAAGGAGAAAGAAUUGUAGAAGAUGCCUUCCAAAUCACCCCAACGUCCCAUCAAAAGUGGCUUUGGGAAGCCCAAAUGCUGUUUUUAUCAAAGCAAGGCAAAAACGUCAUGAAUUAUCUGCUGAGGAUGAAAGAAAGCGAGCCACUUAUGCAGGCUAAAAUUUGGGUAAAGCUAGCCAGGUCGUCAAUACAGCCAAAUGAUAUAGACAAUGCCUACAAAAAAGCUGCAGAUUUGCUUAAAGGCCACGUAGAAAGCUCUGAAAUCUUAAUAGAAUGAUCAACUUGGCUCCACAGCCGUGGGUUUGACGUAAAUGAUAAGCUUACAAAUGCAGCUGACAUAUUGUUGGAAAUCGAAAAAGAAACUUUUGAAGACAACGCAAGCUUAAGCAGCUACAGUAGCUCACGGCUAAGCUCAAAAAUGAGCGGAAAAAGCUUAAAAUCCCAAUCAAAUCUGCAUCAGAAGACCUCUAGAUCUAAGCUUACUUCUCAUGAUGAGGUUGAAGGAAACCCUGAUAAAUUGAAUAUCACACAUUAUGAGAGGCUCGUUAGGAUUUAUAUGAUGCUUGCUGAGCUCGCGCAGAACUCGCAUAGGAGAAAGCAUUAUUUAUUACAAUCUUUUACGUGGAUUAAAAGGAUUUUGGAAAGUGUUACUGGGCCAAUGUCGAGGAAUAAGCAAGAAUGGCUGAGCUAUGAAAUUCCUGAAGAAACGUUGCAGGAGCUUGCUAAGGAAGAAACGAGGGACAAGUUCUGCAGCUUUGCGUUCGAUAAACCAAAUCUGACGCAUUAUUUUUUAAGAUUGAUGGCUUAUUGACUAGAAGAAAUUUAUUUGUAUCAUCAUGAGUGUGUGGUGAUUUUGACUUUUAUGAGGAUCUAUUUUAUAAGGGAUAAUUAAUAUUAUAGCAUGGCUUUACAUGCAUAUUAUUUAAUAAAAUAAAAAAUAACUGAAAUUAAUGGAAUCCUGCUAUUUAUUAUUGAUUUUAUAUUCAAAAAUUGUACUUAAAAGCCCAAUCAGUGAAGAUAUUUAUAAAUCAUGGAGAAACCGCGUUUAUCGAAAGCUUGGAAUUGAUAAAGAAAAAAUCAGCUUUAGUUAUGACAAAUUGAACGACACAGAAAGGGAUAAUCUUGGUGAAGAGAUGUAUAAAAGAGAAGAAUGGCUAGAAGCAGAGUCUGUUUUAAAGCCUAGCCAAUCAACAAAAGCAGUUGCAUUGCUAGCUAACAUUGCUUUUAUCCAAGGCAAAGCCAAAGAAGCUAUGAAACUGCACCAAAAAGCAUUAAAAUCCAAAACAGUCGAAAGUUUGAGCACAAUUUCAGAAAUCGCUACCCACCUCAUUUCUCUCACUCCCCCCCCUUUUAAAUUGGAACAAAAUAUCGGUAAAGUUUCCACUUUUUUGGUAAAUUAACCCCCCUUUAAAUUGGAACAAAAUUUAAUUUUUAUAAUAAAAAAUUAUAUAUAAUUUUUAUCUAAAAAGUUUUGAUAUAAGUUAAAUGUUUCUUCUUAACUAAAAUUAAAAAUUUAGUUAUAUCUUGCUCUUUUUUAAAGAACAAAGUAUAAAGAGCAUCUUAUUUAAAUAAAUUUAUUAUCCUUAAUUGCUAAAUUUUAAAAAAAAAAUUUAAAUUUUUGUUUUUUUUUAAAAAUUUUUAAAAAAAAUUUUUUUUUUUUUUGUUGAUAAAAAUGAUAUUUUUUAUUUGGAUAGUUUUGAUAUAAAUUCAAUAGGAAUUCUUUAUAAAAUUUCAAAAUUUACUUAUUUCUUGCUUUAUUUUAAAGAAUAGAGUAUAAAUAACAUCUUAUUUAAACAAAAUUAGCACUUUGAUCGAUAAAUUUUCUAAAAUUUUUUUUUUUUAAUUUUUUUUAUCAAUAAAAAUAAUAAUUUUUGUGUAAAUAAUUUUGAUACCAAUUAAUAUUGGCGUAUUAGCUAAUAAUGAAAAUUUAGUUAUAUCUUGCUUUAUUUUAAAGGAUAAAUAGUAAAUAGCGUUUUAUUAAACAAAUUUAUUGAUCUAAUUCGAUAUGUUUUUGAAUUUUUUUUUUUUAUAAAAAAUUUUAUAUUGAUAUUUUGUUUUUAAAAAAAAACAUUAAUCCCCUUUAAAUUGGAACAAAAUUUUUAGUUCCAAUUUAAAGGGGGGGGGGGAGUCAAUAAAAUUCACGACGCCCAAAACAUGCUUAUUUCCUCUUUAGAAUCCAUUCAGCCCAUCACAGGCAAUUCUCUUACUUUUAUAUGGAUAAAAAUUUCUAUCCACAUAAAGCUCGCCCAUCUUUCUUUAAUACAAGCUAAAAACCCUGCUAUUACUAAAGAAGAAAAAGAAAGACUCAGAGAAACCUUCACAAGCUCCAUUGAGCAGUUCCUUUACCACGCCAAAAUGCAUGGUGUCACAGCUCAGCAUUUAUAUGCAUACCUAGAAGUCUAUGAUUCUCAAGUUUAUUAUGUAGCAGGCAAACUUUUAAGUGACUUAACUAAAGACAGACUGACAAAAAGGACUGCUAAACUGUUAGAUUUGAGGAGAAUUUUAGGGUCCUGCAGCUCCACGUGUGGAGAUCUGUUUGAUUUGGAUAGUGAAGUUAGAGGCGAAGCCAAAGGGCUUUAUGGGAUUAUUGAUUUGAGGCUGGGAGAGCUGGGAUUGAUGGAAGAACAUUUGAGGAGAGAGCUAACAGGCAGGUGUGUUUAUGAAAAUAUUGUGAGCAAGUAUUUGGAUGAGCUGGAUAGGCAGAUAGAAGACGAAAACAGAAAAACUGAAACCGGCUUAGAGAAAGCGAUGAGAUAUAUACAAAUGGCUGAAAGCUCAGUCAACCCUUCAUAUCCUGCUUAUGGAUUAAUUCAAACAGCUAUGUCACUUAUCCAAAUCUAUAACGGCACUCCUCCACAAUUUCCAAACAUGAACUCAGUUUUCUCUAUAAUCUUUUCCAACAGUCUCUCUAAGCUUCAGCUUUCAAAACUUCUUAUUUCUUCUACAGACCAAGAGAUGUUUUCCACAAUAGCUUACCUUCAAUUCUCCUACGUCCGCCAACACUUUUUAAAGCUAUUUUUAGACUCUAGUAAGCCUUAUCACAAAGACAGACUGAUGCUUUCUUUAUUACUGUCAAACACUAUCCAAAAAAGUAUCAUGCCAGGCCCUUUAUCUACAGAAAGUUUCUUAGAAGGCUCCUCUAUAUGAAGAAAUCUUAAUUGGCACCCUACAUUAGAAGAAAUGAAAGAAAGGAUGGCGCCGAACUCAGCAGUCCUUGUUUUGCAGUACUCGCAAGAUUUAGCUGAUGUUUGGGCUGGGUUUAUGUGCACUGAUAAAGAAAAAAACGCAAAAUACUGGGCAAGGUCAAGAAAAGUCGAUAAUAUCGAGCAGGAAAAAACAUUGGAAUUAUUGGAAAAAUUCAAAGCGAUGAAAAAUUAUCUGCAGAAAACUCCAGUAAAUGAUGAAGAAGCUGUAGAAGCUUUGAUAAGAGAAGGGAUUAGGAAACUUGAAGAAAUUAUUUCUGAUGUAGGGAGCAUUGGGGUGUGGCUGGAAGCUUUACAAGAGAUAAUUAGCCCAUCUAUGCCAGUUGAACCUGUUGAAGAAAACCCAAAGAAAAAAGCUCCUCCACCUCCUAAAGGCAAAGCAGCUGAAGAUAAAAAUGUGGACGCAGGACUUCCUCUGCCUUCAUCAGGAAUUUCUACUCUUUAUCUGUGCAUUGACCAUCGCUUUAUCAAUCUCCCUUGGGAAACUUUGCCAUUCCUCUCAGUAAUCCCUAUUAUUUCUCGUGAUUUUUCUUUAAUAACCCUCGAUUCCAGACUAGCCACCACCUCUAACUUCACCAAAGAUACCCUCAAAUUUGCAAUAGAAAGGCUCCAAGACCCCAAAACCAAAGAAAUAUCUGACAAGCUGGCCCAAGAUUUCACGACUGCCAAAUUUGAAGGCAUAAGACAAGCUGACCCAGGACAGUGGGAAAAACUGUGCUCAGAGUCCUCAUUGUUUUUUAAUUUGAUUUCUGAAGGAAUUGAGGAACAAACAGUCACUUCUUUAAGCUCUUCUCCAUGCUGCAGGUGUAUAGUAAACCUAGAAAGGUUUAUUAUGCUGAAAAAGUAUAUGAAGAAAAAUAAAGCAAGGGAGCAUCCUAUGCCAGAGCUGUUUUCAAUGAUAGGCUGCGCGAGUAUAGUUAAUAAUACUUGGCCAAUUUUGAGCAAAAAUGCGGUGGAGUUUGCAGCAGGGCUGUGGAAAGGGCUGACUAGUAACCAAAGUGUGGGCGGAGCCAUGUUUAGGUAUAGGAAUGAUGCAGCGAAUAUAUUGAUGAAGUAUGGAAUUGUGCAGUAUGGAAUCCCGUAUUUGAGGGUCCAAUAA